UCUGAUCAAAAGUGAAAGUAGCCUGUAGGCUAUCUGAAUGUCUCACGGUUCGUGUUUCGAGGUUAGCCUAGCAGAGAGCUGUUUCAUGUCUUUGAAUAAGAUGCGUUUUUGCUCGCUUAAUGUAAAUAUAUGUAUAUAACAAGCGACAUCUAGCAAAAUUAUUAAUUAUAUUGUCAGGAGCUGCUCGGUGAUGUUAACAAUAUUCGUCUUCCUUUCGUUGGUUUAUGGGCUGGAGGGAGCUGAUGUGGUCCUGUCCUGCUCACUGAUCGAAGAGGGGGGAGGGAUGGGAGGCAUGAUGGGCGGGGCGAUGUUCAAGCGCACCCCCUCCACUCUGGUAUUCAGGGAUCUCGUUGGAAAUGCUGAUCUUUCACCAGAGCUCGUGACCCCAUAUAACCCUCCUGAGACCCCUAAUGCUGAUGAUCUGAUCUUUGAGUUGAUGUUACCAUCCAUUCAGAUUCCUAAUGCAGACUUGCUUCUUCAUGCUGAUUGUAACGAACAGGAAGUGGUUUGUGAGAUCAGCCGUUAUGUUCCUCGUGGGGCUGAUAUGGAUUCUCUACCUGCUCAUUUCAUUGGCUCAGUUCAGCUGGUGGGUGGCGGCAUCAGCCUCACUCUGGUGCUACAGACCCUUCACGGCGAGACAGCACAAUCCGACACACAACCACUCGUGCAGAGCAAACUCAACCUGACUCUCAGCCAAUCAGGAACAUUGCUGACAGAUGUUGUGUUUGUGGUGUUCUCGCGCGUCCCAUCCAUUGUGGCUCCAAUAGGGGGUGAUGUGCUGUUAGACUGUGGCUUUAGACAGAAGGACUCAGUCCCUGGGCAGGAAGUGGCACUAGAGUGGCGCUUACAACACAGAGGAAAUGGCCGUAAAAUUCUUGAAAUGAAAGCGAGGGAGGUGGAGACAGACAUGGCACCAGAUGUAUUUGUGGAUCGGGAAGGCACAAGCGCUGAAGCAGAUCUUCUGGUGAGGGAUGGUAAUGCGUCUCUGACUAUGCAGAGGUUAAAGGUCACAGAUGAGGGCACUUACAUCUGCACUGUCGGCUCUGGGGAGUUUCAGACUCAACAGAUUGUGCAGCUGCAAAUUACACAACCUCCUCAUGUCAAACUCUCUGAGGAGAAACUGAUAUUUCAGGAUUCGACGCCACAGAAACUGAGCUGUCAUUGUCAUCGUUACUAUCCUCUGGAUGUGCAGGUGGAGUGGUUUUUCCAGGUGCCCUCUGCAGAAGAGCCGGUCUCUUUGACAAAAGAAUCCUCCCUCUCCAGCCAUCGGCAGCACAGUGAUGGAACGUAUUCCCUCUCCUCUCACCUCACCCUACGGCCCGACAAGCACCCACCGGGGACGGUUGUCACUUGUAGGGUCUCUCACGCCUCCCUAGAAACAGACAGUGAGGUCAGCCUGACUGUGGACGAACCUGAGCCAAAAAAAGCCUUCUGGACAAUCAUCUUCAUGUUGGUGAUAUCAGUGCUGUUUUUGUAUCAAGCAUUCAGAGGUGCAGAGAACUGAGGACCUGUCUUCUGAGUGAAAUCUUGGGAAGGAGCCAUUUUAGUUUGUUUACUUCAACUGUAUACAGUGGAUUUAUUUUCAUUCCAUUAUGGUACAUUUGUUUAAUAGAAGUUAAAUGUCAAAAAAAGGUUUCCUGCGUAAUUUAUUCUAUAAACAUAAAAUGAAUUCCACUGUUUUUCUUCUUAUGUUCUGAUCUAUUGGAUGCUGUUUACUUGUUGUACAUUUUCCUUUUUUUUUUUUUUUUAAAUAAAAACAGAAACCGAG
Molecule: messenger RNA, 1768 nt
Organism: Megalobrama amblycephala (Wuchang bream)
Lineage: Eukaryota; Metazoa; Chordata; Actinopteri; Cypriniformes; Xenocyprididae
Gene: tapbpl
Product: TAP binding protein like
Exons: 9
Coding region: 191-1504 (437 amino acids)
Biological process (GO): antigen processing and presentation of endogenous peptide antigen via MHC class I
Cellular component (GO): membrane
Source: RefSeq, a predicted model, not a curated record